Molecule: messenger RNA, 2142 nt
Organism: Aureobasidium namibiae CBS 147.97
Lineage: Eukaryota; Fungi; Ascomycota; Dothideomycetes; Dothideales; Saccotheciaceae
Exons: 2
Coding region: 1-2142 (713 amino acids)
Biological process (GO): protein import into nucleus; RNA export from nucleus
Cellular component (GO): nuclear pore; nuclear pore central transport channel
Molecular function (GO): structural constituent of nuclear pore; phospholipid binding
Source: RefSeq, a predicted model, not a curated record
AUGUCCUUCAGCUUCGGCCAGCCUGCUGGCUCGUCGUCAGGAACCUCUUCUCCUAGUCUGUUCGGUACCGCCGCCCCCAAGGCCGACGGGAACUCUGGCGGUGGUCUCUUCGGAAACACAAACAAGACUCCUACAACCUCUGGAUUUAGCUUUGGAAACGCUGCUGCUCCUACUUCCGGCGCUGGCUCAGCACCAAGUCCUUUCGGUGCUCCUUCUCCUUCCACACAGACUCCCACCACUUCGACUUUCAGCUUUGGACAAAAGCCCGCUGCUCAGUCUAGUAACCCCACAACUCCUGGCGUCGCUGCCACUGGCAAUCCUUUCGGUGCUGCUGCUGCUGCUCCCACCGGAGGUUUCUCUCUCGGUAACAACUCAACUACUCCCGCUGCCACGAACAAGCCCAUGUUCUCUACUACACCUGCCGGACCUCCCCCUGGCCAGUCAACUGGUGGUAUGUUUGCCGGCGCCGGCGCAAAACCUCUUUUUGGCAAGCCUGAGGAUAAGGCAGCCGAAGCUCCCAAGUCUGCUCCGACAUUUGGCGCCGCUCUAGGCGGUGCUGCUCCUGCCAACAACGCCUUCGCUUCCUUCGGCAAAAAGCCUGACGACAACACCUCAGCUUCUGCACCUCCCACUUCCAUGUUCGGCCAGAAGCCUGCCGAAGGCGCUGCUCCUGCUAACAAGCCCAUGUUCAACCUUGGUGGUGCUUCGUCAACUCCCCAAUCUGCUCCUGCUGGCCAGUCUGGCUUCUCUCUGGGCGGCAACUCGUCGAAACCCGCCUUCUCGCUCGGUGGAAACACGUCACAAGCCCCUGCUUCAGCCACUACACCGUCCGCACCUUCACUUUUCGGUGCCGCAGCACCUGCUGCUCCCGCUUCAACCGCUCCUCCGACAGGUGGCUUGUUUGGUGCCAAAAAGGACGAUGGUGCUAGCAAACCCGCCGCACCUGGUGGAAACAUGUUUGGCGGUCUGACUCAGAACAAGGAUACCGACAAGCCUGCUUCUUCCCCGUCGCUUUUCUCGCCUGCCGGAAACAAAGAUGAGGCUGCCAAGCCUGCCGCUCCUGCUGCUGGCAAUCUAUUUGGUGGUCUAAGUGCGAAGAAGGACGAUGCUGCAAAGCCUGCCGCUCCUGCUGGCGGUCUAUUUGGCAAUCUGGGCGGUCAAAAGAAGGAUGACGCUGCUUCUACUCCCACGACCGCCGCUGCAGCAUCAACACCUGCUUUCUCACUAGGAGCCAAGCCUGCCGAUUCGAGCACACCCGCCUCGACUGGCGGAUCCACUUUCAGUCUCAAGUCCGCACCAGGUGGUGCAGGAGGACUUGGUGGCAAUGGUGGUGGUCCUUCCACAGCUUCUGCGGCAGCACCACCCGCAGGCGGCAGCAAUGGUCUGACUGGCAGCAACAACACCGGAGGCCUUGGUGGCGGUCCUACUGCCAACACCACUAGUGGCGGUCUUGGUAGCAACCCUACUACAAACGCAUCAACUUCUGGCCCCGCUCCCCCUGCUACAUCACGCUUAAACUCCAAGUCUCUCGACGAGAUCAUCACCCUCUGGACCACAUCUCUUUCGUCGCACCAAAAGCAGUUCUCUAACCUGGCCAACAAGAUCGGAUCGUGGGACCGCAUGUUGGUCGAGAACAGCGACAAGAUCAGCAAGUUGUACAGCCGCACUUUCCAAGCCGAACGUGACACAGCCGAGGUUGAGCGUCAGCUCGCCUCUGUCGAGGGUCAGCAGGAAGAACUCAGCCACUGGCUCGACCACUACGAGCGAGUCCUGAACGACAUGGCCGCCAAAGCUGGUGGUGUUGACAGCGGCGUUGAUGCUGAACGCGAGAGAACUUAUCAAACCGCUGAGCGCUGCUCCGCUCGUCUCACCACAAUGUCCCACGACCUGACCUCAAUGAUCGACGAGAUCAAUCUCGCAUCCACAAACCUUUCCAAGUCUUCCAAGACCGCCGAAUCAGAUCCUCUGUCUCAGAUCGUCCGUGUACUCAAUGCACAUCUUGGUCAACUGCAACAAAUCGAUGUCGGCGCCGAGCAACUCAGACAAAAGGUGGAAAGUGCACAAAAGGAGGUCCGUGGCUUUGGUGGUAGAGUAGGCGACGAAGGUGGUGUUGAAGGAUUUAUGAGAAGCUUGAGAAGAUGA